Molecule: messenger RNA, 1143 nt
Organism: Neoarthrinium moseri
Lineage: Eukaryota; Fungi; Ascomycota; Sordariomycetes; Amphisphaeriales; Apiosporaceae
Exons: 1
Coding region: 1-1143 (380 amino acids)
Source: RefSeq, a predicted model, not a curated record
AUGCCAGAUCGCCAUUCCUCCUCGCCGGCAGCGGCCCCGACGAACCCACGGCCACCCGCCGACUCCUCACCAACUAAUCCGAUAAGCUACCUGGACCCUGCACGCCAGCCCGCCAUGUCGGAUUCGUCCUCACCAAAAGCAACCCCCAAGCGCAAGAGAGAUGAUCUCGCCCUCGAGCAAAAGCUUUCCACUAGCCCAGCUCCCAAAGCAUUCGCGCACCCCGUCUUCUCAUUUCAACCUCAUAGUUCGUCAUCGUCGGAUUCGGCCGAGGAUGGGAACAGCAGCCCUCGCACCAAGGUUGCCAAUAAGUUCCGCCAUCUGUCAUUAGAAAGUGGGGGCGGGGUGACGCCCAAAACCCUCCCAGAUGGCAGCGUCAGCCGUACCGGGGUUCGUGAGGAACACGCGCGCCCCAGGCAUUCACCGGAGCCCCUGAUCUUUGACUUCAACGGGGCCGCUGAGGACGAUGACAAGAUGGACGACAUGCAGUGGGACGAAGCAGAGGAGAGCGCGAUGCGAAAACGCCACAAGCUCCUGCAGUUCGAUGCCGCCCAGUGUAGUCCAGGCCCGCGUGGAGAGAGCAGCGCCGACGCGGCUGGCCCUGUCCAAGUCCAAGUCGGCGAGGACGGGAGGCUCAAGCUCGAGACGGCUGUAGACCCGGCAAUGGUACGGGUAGCCAAGGCCGGAAACGCUGGCGACUUCAAGAAGGCCUAUCCCUCGAUUAACCGUCUGUCGGACUCCAAGUCACGCAGUCGCAGGCGGCCAACCACCCCUCCCCUGGGCCCAUCUAGGCGCAAGCCCACGGAGGGUCUUCCCCAAGAGCCCACCAUCGUGGACCCCGUCCGAGCCGCAUUGACGUGGCACGAGGAUGAGAUCACGGUGUAUGACCCGGAGGACAAGAACGACGACGGCACUGGCCUGAACGGGAUCGGAUUCAGGCCCACCCCAGCCGUUGCAUAUCAACGAGCCCAGAAGCGCAAAAAGCAGCUUUCAGAGUACAAGAAGCGAGAGGAGAGCGAGGCCAGAGCCAUACGCAAUCAGAAACGCAGAGAACAGCUCGGCGGUGGGACGGAGAUGAAGAGGACCCAUUCCAUGGUUCGAGUGCGCUUCUCCGACGUGGAACCGGAGACUUUGGUUACCACUUGA